Molecule: messenger RNA, 627 nt
Organism: Spirometra erinaceieuropaei
Lineage: Eukaryota; Metazoa; Platyhelminthes; Cestoda; Diphyllobothriidea; Diphyllobothriidae
Source: the annotation of a GenBank genome assembly
AUGGUUGGUCCACCCGUCAGCGCCCGCGAUCGCCUUUGUCACCAGCACGCCCCGCUGAUCUCGCCUCCGGACGAGGACAUAGUCCAGCAGGUGCUAUUGACGCGACCGAGGAUGCCUCCAGGUGGCCUUCUCUCGCUCCGGCGGACAAAAGAAGGUGUUCGUCAGGAUGAGGCGGUGUUCUGCGCAGGUGCGGAGAAGCAGCAGACCAUUGUCGUUGGAGCCGCGGAGACCGUGGGGACUGAGCACUCCUCUCCAGGCAGUAUGGUCUGUGCCGGCGCGGGCGUUGAAGUCACCAAGGACAAUCAACUUGUCCGCCUUCGACACAGUCGCCAAGAGGGCGUGCAGGUCCUCGUAGAAUUUGUCUCUGACGGCGUCGGGGUUGGUCAUCGUCGGAGCGUAGGCGCUGAUGAUGGUGGCGAAUUUGUCUCCCCAGAGAGGCAGGAGGAUGCUCAUCAGGCGAUCGUUUAUGCCCUUUGGCAAGCAGGGCAGUCGUCCCACGAUGUCUUUAAAUGGCGAAGGCGACACCCGCGUCUUGUCGCUCUGCCCUGGGCCGACCACUCCAGAAGAAGGUGUAGCCGGCACCCAUCUCCUCCAGUUGGCCUUGUUCGGAGAAUCGAGUCUCACUGA